CUUUAGAGAGCGCCAACGGGGAAGCCAAAUUAUGCUGCACGAACUCUUACUGGCUCUACUGGGUUACACCGGAGACCUCAUCGUCGACGAAAGAGAGCAGCAAGAUUCCCUCCGCAUUAACUUGUCCCCGGAUGCCCCCAUUUCAGAGGAAUGCUUCACCUUUAAGCUCGCUCCGGAUAUCUCUUUCAUCCAACCCAGUGAAAGGGACGCCAUUGAGAGGAUCAUUAAGCUGGGAUUUUACUACAGGGAGCUUGAUCGCUUUGCAACUAAGUCCCGUAACUUGAGUUGGAUAAGGUCCUCAAAUGAGUCUCCCUCUUCAAGAACUUCUGAAUUGUUCAAAGGGAAGAAAGAGAAGCAGGGUGUUUACAGAAGGGCCAUUGCUAACGGCAUUGCUGAGGUUUUGUCAGUUUACAGGUCAGCCGUUCUACAUAUUGAGCAGAAUUUGUUGUCUGAUUCUCUACCCAUCUUGGCAACAGUUACUCAAGGCCUCAAUAAGUUCCUUGUUCUUCUGCCACCUCUUUAUGAGCUUAUUCUAGAAAUUGAAUGUGAUGGCUACUGUGGAGGGAGGCUUCUUAACCUCCUUCACAAACGAUGCCACUGUGGCGUCCCUGAAUUGCAGACAUGCAUUCAGAGGCUGCUUUGGCAUGGACAUCAGGUUAUGUACAAUCAACUUGCCUCUUGGAUGAUUUAUGGGAUUCUUCAUGAUCAGUAUGGAGAAUUUUUUAUAAGUAGGCUGGAGAGUAGGGAUGCAGAGAAUGACUCACCUGCAGAGGUGGUUGAGCAACUGAUGUCGAUGUCAACUAAUGAUGCAUCUCUGACCGACUGGCACUCAGGCUUCCAUAUUUCUCUGGAUAUGCUGCCAGAGCAUAUCCCGAUGCGUGUUGCCGAAUCAAUUCUUUUUGCUGGGAAAGCUGUAAGGGUUCUACGAAAUCCAAGCCCUGCCAUUAGAUUCCAGGGUGCAAUAGCCUAUCAGCAGAUGCCAAGAGGAUCACAAAGACCUCAAUUGUCCACUUCUCGAAUUUUUUUCACUAAGGAUUCAUCUUCACAGAACAAGUCCACCGGGGAGGAGUUACUUCCUCAAUCUGAUGCUGACAAGAUUGAAACCAUGCUGCAAAAUUUAAAGGAGUCAUCUGAGUUCCACAAAAGAUCAUUUGAGAGUGCAAUUGACUCAAUUAGGGUGAUCGCAGCAAGUCAUCUUUGGCAGCUUGUUGUUGUACGUGCUGACUUGAAUGGCCAUUUGAGGGCUCUUAAAGAUUAUUUUCUUUUAGCAAAAGGUGAUUUCUUCCAGAGUUUUCUCGAGGAGAGUCGCCAGCUGAUGCAUUUGCCACCUCGCCUGUCCACUGCAGAAGCUGAUCUCAUGAUUCCAUUUCAGCUAGCUGCAGUGAAAACUAUUGGAGAUGACGACAGAUAUUUUUCAAGGGUGUCUUUAAGGAUGCCUUCAUUUGGGAUCCCUAUUAAAUCCUCCCAAGUAGAUCUGCCAAAGACAAAAGCUUAUGUUGAUGGAGAUUCAAGUGUGCAAUCAGAGACUUCCCUGGAGGUGCCACUUGAUGGCUGGGAUGGCAUUGCUCUUGAAUACUCUGUUGACUGGCCCUUGCAAUUGUUUUUCACGCAGGAGGUGCUUUCUAAGUAUCGCAGAAUCUUCCAAUAUUUGCUUCGACUGAAGAGAACACAGAUGGAAUUGGAGAAAUCAUGGGCCUCUGCUAUGUCUCAAGAUCAUUCUGAUUUUGCAAAACAUCGCAAUGAUAGCAGAAGCUGCUUGACAUCGCAUCAGCGAAGGCAGCGCUUUAGACCAAUGUGGCGUAUUAGAGAACAUAUGGCAUUUCUGAUCAGAAAUCUUCAAUUUUACAUCCAGGUGGAUGUAAUAGAAUCUCAGUGGAAUGUUCUGCAAUCUCACAUCCAGAACUCUCAUGAUUUCACAGAACUUGUGAGCUUCCACCAAGAGUACUUAUCUGCGUUAAUAUCUCAGUCUUUCUUGGACAUUGGUUCUGUGUCGAGAAUUCUGGAUGGCAUAAUGAAACUUUGCUUGCAAUUCUGCUGGAAGAUUGAAAACCAAGAGAGUGAUGAGAUUACAGUUGAACUGGAGCAAAUAUCAGAGGAAUUCAAUAAGAAAUCAAACUCCUUGUACACUAUAUUGCGUAGUACCAGACUGGCUGGGAGUCAGCGAGCCCCUUUUCUUAGGCGUUUUCUUUUGCGUCUGAACUUCAAUUCAUUUUUUGAGGCAACUGCUAGAGGAGUGCUUAAUGUUGUGAGACCACGUCCAACACUCGCAGUUUUACAUUGAUGUCAGCAUUUGAUUGACCUGUACACCUGCAAUCUUGGCCUUCUUGGUCUCUCAGUCAUCAAAUAUGGUGUUCCCCCGGUGGUGGUUGACUGAGUUUUAACAGUAAACUGAUUCUUGCUCGUUUGGCUACUUGUUAUGGGCCUCUUGGUUUUUGCAACAGUUGUUUUUCACCAGACAGCAAUCCUGACUUAGGUGC
Molecule: messenger RNA, 2477 nt
Organism: Coffea eugenioides
Lineage: Eukaryota; Viridiplantae; Streptophyta; Magnoliopsida; Gentianales; Rubiaceae
Product: gamma-tubulin complex component 4
Exons: 16
Coding region: 32-2281 (749 amino acids)
Biological process (GO): meiotic cell cycle; microtubule nucleation; mitotic cell cycle
Cellular component (GO): spindle pole; gamma-tubulin complex; equatorial microtubule organizing center
Molecular function (GO): microtubule minus-end binding; gamma-tubulin binding
Source: RefSeq, a predicted model, not a curated record